Messenger RNA from Telopea speciosissima, 1727 nucleotides. RefSeq names its product probable WRKY transcription factor 7. Gene Ontology annotation, molecular function: DNA-binding transcription factor activity; sequence-specific DNA binding. NCBI's taxonomy places the organism in Eukaryota, Viridiplantae, Streptophyta, Magnoliopsida, Proteales, Proteaceae. The record is from RefSeq and is a predicted model, not a curated record. Bases 98 to 1243 code for a protein of 381 amino acids. Gene Ontology annotation, biological process: regulation of DNA-templated transcription. The transcript is spliced from 3 exons.
CUGCAACAAGAGAGCGAGAGACGAGAGGAAGAAGAGCGAGAGAACUUUUUGCCUCUUUUCCUCAUCUAUUUCUUCUUGUUUAUGAUAUUCUGAAGACAUGGCGGUGGAGCUUAUGGGUUACAGGAGUGAUUCCUUUGCAGCAAUCAGAACAGAGGAGAAUGCAGUAGAAGAAGCUGCUUCUGCGGGGCUACAAAGCGUUGAGAAGCUAAUAAAAUUGUUGUCUCAGAGGCAACAACAACAGCAACAGCAACAGCAACAACAAGAGCAGUAUCAGAUCUCGUCUAAUCCUAAGGCGGCCAUGGAGAUUGAUAUGGAUUGUAGGGAGGUUGCAGAUGUUGCUGUAACCAAGUUUAGGAAAGUGAUUUCGUUACUGGAUCGGACCAGAACAGGCCAUGCUCGCUUCAGAAGGGCUCCCAUGGCUUCCCCUCUCCAAAAUACCCUUACCACCGACGAGCCCUGUUCCAUGACCAAUCAGCAUCAGCAUCAGCAGCAAAAGCAGCAACAACAACAACAACAGCAGGAGGAGGAGAAAGAGAAGCAGUCAUCUGGGUCCAAGAUUUAUUGUCCGACGCCGAUCCAACGGCUACCCCCUCUUCCUCUUCCUCUUCCUCAUCAUCAACAUCAACAUCACCAUUUCUUCCAACCCACCAACAAUCCUAACCUGCAGACGACGAAGAACGGUGUUCUCGAAAGAAAGGAAUCGGCGACGACUAUUAGUUUCAGUGCUUCUCCGCCUAUCUCCGCCGCGAAUUCCUUUAUGUCGUCGUUGACAGGCGACACGGAUAGUAAGCAGCCUUCCUCAUCGUCGGCUUUUCAGAUUACGCAUCUGUCUCAAGUUUCAUCGGCAGGACGGCCUCCUCUGUCUUCUUCUUCGCUGAAGAGGAAGUGCAACGCAUCCGUCGAUGCCGCUGCAAAAUGUGGAACCUCUUCUACCGGCUGCCAUUGCUCGAAGCGAAGGAAAUCGAGGGUGAAGAGGGUAGUGAAAGUCCCUGCAAUUAGCUUAAAGAUGGCCGAUAUCCCAACUGACGAUUUCUCCUGGAGGAAGUACGGGCAAAAACCAAUUAAAGGAUCCCCACAUCCAAGGGGUUACUACAAGUGCAGCAGCGUCAGAGGUUGCCCUGCACGCAAGCACGUAGAGAGGGCUGUGGACGAUCCAUCGAUGCUGAUUGUCACCUACGAAGGCGAGCACAAUCAUGGGCAACCCGUCUCAGAGCCAACCAAUCUCAUUCUUGAAUCUUCUUAAAUUUGUAAUUUUCGUCAUCAAAACAGAGAAGAAAAAGAAACCCAGAUGAGAAGAGAGGUAGAAGAAAGAAACCCCUAAUUUGAGCAAUCAAGCAAGAAAGAAAGAAAGGUCAAAGGGAGGGGCAUGGAGCAGAGGCCAAGGGGGAUGGAUGGGGAUUGGGAAGGGGUCCAGAGCUCCAAGUCUAAGGAGACUAAAUGGAUUUGUCCUUUCCCUGUAAAAUACGGGAUUCCUUGUUUUUCUUUUCUUUUUUAGAACUUUUUUCCUAGUACUGUUAAUGUCCAAACUCCAAAAUUCAUAACUUCAGACUUAAAAGAAAAGAAAUGAAAAUGAGAAGAAAGUGGGGGCAAAUUGUGGAUUUGGUGAAAGGUUGAAACUGGAAAGUGGGUUCGGUACUUGGGUUCCGGUCUUCUGCUUUUGCUUUAACUUUGGUUCUUGUGAGGAUAGAAUAAUAUGUAGUGCUCGCUCCCUAAUCAUCUUUGCUUUA